Lachnellula hyalina is the source of this 1215-nucleotide messenger RNA. RefSeq lists its product as uncharacterized. NCBI's taxonomy places the organism in Eukaryota, Fungi, Ascomycota, Leotiomycetes, Helotiales, Lachnaceae. The record is from RefSeq and is a predicted model, not a curated record. Bases 1 to 1215 code for a protein of 404 amino acids. Gene Ontology annotation, molecular function: protein binding. The transcript has 2 exons.
AUGGACGAAUUACCCACUGAACUUCGUCGAGCUGUCUUUGAACAGUGUGACCGGGAAACUGUCAGGUCACUCCGACGAGCUUCUAAAGCAUGGGCCAAGAUUGGGGAAGAAUAUCUCCUUCCGUCUACUUUCACCACCUAUCCAUAUCGAAAUGAUACAGACCGCCUAGAUUCCAUCUCUCAAUAUGAGGGUCUAGCAAAACAAAUCCAGAGGCUAUGCUUAAAUCAUGGAGAGAUCAAUGAAUGGCAUGCUCGGCACAACACUUACUUCCUGAACUAUAUGCGAAAUUCAGAGGAAGUCUCAGAGGAGAUGGCAACAGCAUGGCAUCACUACAACAGCCUCAAAAAGCUGAUGGAGCUAUAUCACUUAAACUCCUGCACAAUUGAGCGGCUAGAGCCCAUCUUCGCUCGUCUCCCUAAUCUCCAAAGCGUCGAAAUCAGUUUAAUGAACUGCAUUUUCUAUCAAGAAGACGACCCGCUUGUCUUGAAGCAAAUCUGGAGUAUCCCGUCAACUCGUCGAGUACCACGCGAAGCUACAGUAGACCGAUUCACCAACAUACUAUUAGCUCUACAAACGAACGCUGUCACGCACCUUUCGCACGACAGGAUACCGUUCGAGUUCUUCGCCCAAAGCGAAGACGUCCUCGAAAAAGUCAUUCCUGUCUUCCAGCGCCUCACGUCUGUAAAGCUGUCUAUGGAUCUAAUCGACAGACCUAUAGACACCGAGUCCAACCAUAGCAAAGCAUUCAAAAACCUCUCUCGAUUCCUGCGCUCCACGACCGGUCUUCGAGCUCUAGAACUCGACUUCCAUGGCCGCCGAAAAGUAGAUCUCGAGCCUCUAUUCUCAUCUCUGUGCAGACAUGACUUUGUGUUCGAGCACUUGGAAGAACUCACUUUGAAAGAAUUCACAAGCACCGAGUUUGCCAUUGGUGAGUUCUUGGCAAAGCAAAAGUCAUUGAAGACGCUGCAUCUUGGAGGCGCGGGAGAUAAGCCUAAGCAUCAUCCGCCGUGCGGAGGGGUGUGGUUGGAUGAGGGGUCUUUUAAGGGGCUUUUUGAGAGAGUUGAUAGGGAGAUGGAACUAGAGAGCUUUUUGAUGCAGGGUGAUUUGCUAGGGCUAGAGAGUAAUGAGAGUUGGGAGCUGGAGGAGCCUGUUGCGUGGGAGGAUUUAGGUGAUGCGCCGGCCGAUAUACGUCCCAUGGCAGGCAAUACUGAUUGA